Molecule: messenger RNA, 2115 nt
Organism: Penicillium malachiteum
Lineage: Eukaryota; Fungi; Ascomycota; Eurotiomycetes; Eurotiales; Aspergillaceae
Product: putative APSES transcription factor
Exons: 3
Coding region: 1-2115 (704 amino acids)
Cellular component (GO): SBF transcription complex; MBF transcription complex
Molecular function (GO): transcription regulator activity; DNA binding; protein binding
Source: RefSeq, a predicted model, not a curated record
AUGGCGAGCAUGGACUCAAUCUACUCGGCCACUUAUAGCAGUGUACCGGUGUAUGAACUCAAGAUUGAUGCAGAUAGUGUGAUGAGACGGAGAGAAGAUGACUGGGUAAAUGCGACACAUAUUCUCAAGGCUGCCGGAUUUGACAAGCCUGCGAGAACUCGAAUUUUGGAAAGAGAAGUGCAGAGGGGAGUUCACGAAAAAGUCCAAGGCGGAUACGGAAAAUAUCAAGGAACAUGGAUUCCCCUCACUCAAGCUCGCUUGUUGGCAGAGCGCAACAACGUCCUGGCCAAACUUCUGCCUAUUUUCGAUUACGUCGCGGGAGAUCGCAGUCCUCCACCCGCCCCAAAGAAUACUUCCGCUUCCUCGAAACCCAGGGCGCCUCGCAAAUCUGCGAAAGCCAAAGAAGCUUCUGCUUCAGCGUCGGCAUCGGAAGCCUUCUCUGUUAUCCCGGCAAAACCAAAACCAACUCCACGAAACAUGGGACCUCCGACCAUUCCUCACGAACAACAAUAUGAGAUGAGUACCACAUUCGAUGACAACGAGUCCAUUGAACAAGCAGCCCUCGAAUCAUCUUCCAUGGUUGCAGACGAAGAUAUGAUGCAGUUGUCCCAAACUGGAGGGCGCAAGCGCAAGCGUGGUGUGAAUGAUGCGCCCGCCAUGUCUAUUACUGAGCAGGAACACAUUAUGUACGGAGAUGAACUGCUGGAUUACUUUAUGACUGUCGGCGAUGCACCCCAGGCUACACGGAUUCAUCCUCCCCAGCCUCCGGCCCAUUUUCAAGUUGACCGUCCCAUCGAUGAAUCCAACAAUACUGCACUGCAUUGGGCCUGUGCUAUGGGCGAUCUGGAGAUCGUGCAAGAUCUCCUCCGUCGGGCAGCGAAUCCGAAAGCAUUGUCUAUUCAUGAAGAAACUCCGCUUGUUCGUGCUGUGUUAUUCACGAAUAAUUACGAAAAGCGAACUUUCCCAGCCCUUCUAGAUCUUUUGCUGGAGACUGUGACCUUUCGAGACUGGUUCGGUGCCACCAUCUUCCACCACAUUGCCGAGACCACGAGAAGCAAAGGUAAAUGGAAAAGCUCCAAGUACUAUUGCGAGAUAUUGCUGGAUAGCCUUUGCCGCUUCCUUUCUCAAGAGGAACUUGAGAUGCUUCUGGCCUGUCAAGACGAUAAUGGUGAUACUGCCGCCCUUGUAGCUGCUCGAAAUGGAGCUUUCCGUCUCGUGAACAUGCUUGUUGCCCAAUGUCCUCGCUCGGGCGAUCUGAUGAACAAAAAAGGCGAAAUGGCGUCGAGAAUGUCACAUAGGACUCAUAUCGAAGCUGAGGCUAAUCCUCCUGCUCCCUCGUCUGUCACUAUGGCAAAUGAUCAGUUGGACGGUGAGGCAACGAUUCCUUCAGAUCGUCAAAACAUUGCAGAACUUCCGACCAAUUCUGCCGUUACCUCGAUCCUUCUCUCAAAAAUCAGCACUAUUAUGGCUGAAGCAAACAAGAAACUUGCCGUCACUUAUGGCAACUCCAAGAUGAAUCAACACGACUCCCACGAUAUCGCUGACCCCGAGGCACUCUUUCAACAGCUUGAGUCGGAUCGCGAGAAGAUCCAGAGUCUUUUAGCCACACUUGCUGUUAAAGAAGCUGAAAACGAGCCUAUCGACGCGCUACGCGAACGCUACGAGAAACUACGCGUCGACUAUGAGUCUCUUCUUGAACGCGUCCAACACGCCCGCCUCGUACAGCAAUUGGCUGUUACUCCCUUGCCGCCAAAGGUUCCCGCGACCGACCCCUCCUCACUCAGCAAAGAAGAACUGCUCACUCGAUACCAACUUGCUCGCGAGUUAUCCACGGCACAGAAGACGCGUCGUACGGCUGUCCACGACCUCGUUCAACAGACUGCAGAUGCUGGUGUAAGCACCAAAUACGAUGUUCAUCGCAAGCUGGUUGCUCUAGCCACUGGUUUGAAAGAAGAGGAGCUUGAUCCCAUGGCGGCCGAACUGGCCGACUCGCUCGAAUUCCAGCGCAUGGGUACUACAGAUAAGGCCGCGUCUCCUGAUCCGGGUCACCGCCGACUGCCUUCCCAGAUGGAGUCCACCACGCUGCCUUCUGGUCAUGUACAUGUGGAUGCUUAA